AUUGUGCCCCGCUGCUGCCGAACCGCCCGCCCGCCCGCCGCCCGUUCGGCGCGUCAGUAGGCGAGAGUCCGGUGGUGGGUGCGGAGCCUGUGGCCGUUCCCGCGGCCUCCUCCUCCUCCCCUCACCCCUCACCCCCAUCCCAUACCCCCUUCCCCAUCCCGGCUCCGUCACCCUCCCGCCCCCCCACAUUCAGGACAAGAAUGCCCUGCCCGGAACAACCUAGCAGCGCCUAGAUGGCUUUGGUCACGGUCCAGCGGUCGCCUACCCCCAGCACCACCUCCAGCCCCUGCGCCUCGGAGGCAGACAGUGGGGAGGAGGAAUGCCGGUCACAGCCCCGGAGCAUCAGCGAGAGCUUUCUAACUGUCAAAGGUGCUGCCCUUUUUCUACCACGGGGAAAUGGCUCAUCUGCACCAAGAAUUAGCCACAGACGCAACAAGCAUGCAGGUGAUCUCCAACAGCAUCUCCAAGCAAUGUUCAUAUUACUCCGCCCAGAAGAUAACAUCAGGCUGGCUGUAAGACUAGAAAGUACUUACCAGAAUAGAACACGCUAUAUGGUGGUGGUUUCAACUAAUGGUAGACAAGACACUGAAGAAAGCAUCGUCCUAGGAAUGGAUUUCUCUUCUAAUGACAGGAACUGGGACUGCUUGGAAACUUCACUUGAGCCUUCCCCUAGAGAUACAAGGCAACAACUUCAGAUUCUCCUGACCCAGUGUGUGAAAAAUCAGAUGUGUAAUCUUAUCCUCAGUGAACUGUGUCUAUCUUCAGUAAUGGUCCUGCCUGAAUCUUAUCUAACAAAUGAAAAUUUCAAAUUCCUGCCUAAGAAAAAUCACCAUUUCUCUCUUCUCAGACCAACUGAACGUGAGCGAACAGAAAGAUUAAUUAAAACCAAAUUAAGGGAGAUAAUGAUGCAGAAGGAUUUGGAGAAUAUCACAUCCAAAGAGAUACGAACUGAGUUGGAAAUGCAAAUGGUGUGCAACUUACGAGAAUUCAAGGAAUUUAUAGAUAAUGAAAUGAUAGUGAUUCUUGGUCAAAUGGAUAGCCCUACACAGAUAUUUGAGCAUGUAUUCUUGGGCUCAGAAUGGAAUGCCUCUAAUUUAGAGGAUUUACAGAACCGAGGGGUACGGUAUAUCUUGAAUGUCACUCGAGAGAUAGAUAACUUCUUCCCAGGAGUCUUUGAGUAUCAUAACAUCCGAGUAUAUGAUGAAGAGGCGACGGAUCUCCUGGCUUACUGGAAUGACACUUACAAAUUCAUCUCUAAAGCAAAGAAACAUGGCUCCAAAUGCCUUGUACACUGCAAAAUGGGGGUGAGUCGCUCAGCCUCCACUGUGAUUGCCUAUGCAAUGAAGGAGUACGGCUGGAAUCUGGACCGGGCCUAUGACUACGUGAAGGAGAGGCGAACAGUGACCAAGCCCAACCCCAGCUUCAUGAGACAACUGGAAGAGUACCAGGGGAUCUUGCUGGCAAGGUGAGUCCUUCAGUGACUUUCUGAGAUUUUCCCUCCGUUACGCUCCCUGGGGCAAGAUAAAAUGUCCUUCCCUGCAGCUAUUUCUCAGCCUAAUCUGGAUGUGUGAUACAUUUUGAAAAUUGAAAUGUCUGUCAAUCUAGAUUUUAAAAAACAAGUACAAGCAUUUAAGAAUAGUAUGGAAGGUCAGGUGUUUAAACUAAAGACAUUUAAACUAAAAGGUGGACAUACUGUUCUCUUACUUUCCCAAGUAGGUUCUGAUUAUCGUAAACAUUUCUCAACAUCUUCUAAGGCCAGAUACAGCUGCCUUAUCAAAAUGGAUACUUAUUGAUCCCAAAGGAAUGCUAAGCAUAGAUGAAGUUGUUAGAAAAUUUUUUGGCCUGUUCUGUAAAAGAAAAUAAAAUUUAAGAAGCACGUGGUGCUGUUUUAAGCAUCAUUUUUUAUCAGUGCUUGGUUUCAGUGAGCCUUCUCCAAAAUUUUGGUCAUAUGACAAAUCAGAUUUGGGGUAUGAAGGCACUUCCUGGAAAUAACUCUCUUCUUUUAAAAAUCUUUUAAUCUUUUUAUAUAUAUGUAUAUAUAUGCUUUGCAGAAAUGCAGAAAACACAGAGAGAAAAAUCAUUUAUAAAUUCAAUACCCACAGACAGUAAUCGACAUUAUCUUGCAUGUU
Messenger RNA from Leptonychotes weddellii (Weddell seal), 2129 nucleotides. The record is from RefSeq and is a predicted model, not a curated record. NCBI's taxonomy places the organism in Eukaryota, Metazoa, Chordata, Mammalia, Carnivora, Phocidae.